This is a messenger RNA of Aspergillus glaucus CBS 516.65, 1234 nucleotides long. Its product is annotated as tyrosine-protein phosphatase. The transcript has 2 exons. The coding region runs from base 174 to 1124 and encodes 316 amino acids. Gene Ontology annotation, biological process: dephosphorylation. The record is from RefSeq and is a predicted model, not a curated record. Gene Ontology annotation, molecular function: phosphoprotein phosphatase activity. Lineage: Eukaryota; Fungi; Ascomycota; Eurotiomycetes; Eurotiales; Aspergillaceae.
GUGUCCCUGGAUCCAAAUUCCCAGACAAUGACGAGGUUCUCAUCUUACUCAGUUGCACAAGACAUUCUGAUCUUACAAUUGAACUGAAGAGGCUUACGGAGGGAAGAAGACGACCGUGGAGGUCAUUGGCCUCCUCACUGGUUGCUUCCGCCAUUUGAAGUCCCCUUACUGGCAUGGUGAAAACAUAUUGUAUGUGCAAAGAGUUUUGGGGUAAGCUCUUCACGUCUGGCAAGAGUCCAGAACCUGCGUCUCAGAUCGCAAUGGAACCGCAAUACAACAUACCAAAGCUAGUCGCGACAGACAUCCGCACCCAGAUUCCAAAUGACAUUGUGGACAACGUCAUGUCGCGGCCACCCUUUGUCGCUAUCCCGGGAGUUGUCAAUGCCCGCGACAUCAGCGAGCACGCCAGUGGCUCAUCCCAGUCACCAGUUCGCCCGGGCUUUGCUUACCGUUCGGGAGCUCUAGAAAAAGUCUCUCCGGAAGGCAGAGUAUUUCUCAUUCGCCAGCUCGGUAUCAGUGUCAUCUUCGACCUACGCCAUCAAGGGGAGCGCAUGCAAUCUCCCAGCCCUGAUAUUGAGGGUGUUCAAACAGUUUGGGCGCCGUAUACAUGUACCCCGGUUCCGGUUGAUCCUAGGGACUUUGCCCAUGGAGACGAAGGAGCCAGUGGGUAUGCGAAGAUGUAUUUGGAAAUCAUGAAGGUUUCUGCACCGAUCUUCCAAAAGGUCUUUGAACAUAUUCGGGAUGCUCCGCGAGAGCCUUUUCUCUUUCAUUGCUCGGCCGGAAAAGAUCGCUCUGGAGUACUGGCAGCAUUGAUCCUGUGUCUGGCAGGUAGCCCGCGCGAGGCCAUAAUUCACGACUACACACUCACUCGUAUCGGAAUGGAAGCACAUCGGCCAUCCCUGACAAAGAUACUUCAAUUCCAUACAGGUUCCGGGGCCGGACCAGAGAGUAUAGGCAUGUUGCAGCUAUGUAACGUCCGUGCGAAUGCCAUGGUGGGAUUCUUGCCGGCGAUAGAAAACUCCUUUGAGGGGGGCGUUGAGGGGUACUUGAGGAGUCACCUGGGAUUCAAUCAGAGAGACCUGGACAUUAUGCGUGCGAAUUUGAAGGUACCAACCUUCAAUUAAUCAAAGAUCGAACAUAGGAACAGAAAUAUAUCUCGGACUGUUAUAGAAGCCGUAGAAUCCCAUUCGGGUAAUUGACGACCUUCCGCCAAUCGGCAGAAAAAGUUCCAGGA